UUGGGUUUAUAAAGAAAAAAAUUGAGGUAAAUAAAACAACUUGAUCGGAAAGGGCAGCGCCUUUCUGUUGGCCAAGCGGCGAUCAUGGAGAGAUGAACUUUGUUAGCUGUAGAUGGGAGUGAUUAAAUAAUAAAAUCGGGGUUAGUUCUGAGCUUUAAUGAUAACAUGCUACCUUCCAGGAUCCAAUGUUCAACACCAGGCCUUCAAAUGGAGGUCGAUAAAAAGAUGUUGUUAAAUCGCGGGGGAGGAUGGGCUCUAAAAACCACUGUCAUACUUGUUGCGGUUACAGAAUACUUGAAGGAUAUUAAGGAUAUUGAUUUUGUGGCCAAAACUGAUAAAAAUGAUAAAAGAUCUAUGAAUCCUUUUAACAUUGGUAGUUGGGUAAGAUAUGUAGAGAGCUAUAAAAACUUUAGGAGUUGUGACAAUGACCAAACAGGCAAAUUUGGUACUUCCUUAGUGAAUUCUACAAGACAAAGAACCUAUGGAUUGAGGCUAUAUAUCGUUGAAAUGAGAAUUAUGGGCGUAUUUUAA
Molecule: messenger RNA, 531 nt
Organism: Cokeromyces recurvatus
Lineage: Eukaryota; Fungi; Mucoromycota; Mucoromycetes; Mucorales; Mucoraceae
Exons: 4
Coding region: 166-531 (121 amino acids)
Source: RefSeq, a predicted model, not a curated record